AUGACAAAAUUAUCUGAAAAUAAAUAUUUUAACAAAAAACAAUCUUCAUCUAAAAUUGCAAUUGUAAAACAAAAUCAUUGUAAACAUUAUCGAUCUGAUCAACAAAUAAAUAAUAAUAAAAAUAAUAUUGAAACAUGUACGUUAAUUAAAUUAAUGAAUAAUUUUUUUUGUUAUCUCGAAAAUUAUUCAUUACAUUGUACAGAUUUAAUCACUCGUAUGAAACCACCAGCAAAUAUCUCGAUGGAAUCGAAUCAGAUUAAUAACAAUCAAUCACGUAAAUCUCCAUCAGCAAUCACUAUUAUUAUCAAACCAUUUAUACCUUCGGAAUAUUCUAAUCGUUAUCAUCAACAAGAAAUUUGUUUUGAUAAAAUAUUAUCUUCAAAUAAACGAAAAUAUUCAUCAUCAUCAUCAUCAUCAUUGAAAAAUAUAACUAAACGAAUAUCAACUUCACUAUCAGAUAAAACACUAAAUAAAACAUAUUAUAAAAAACGAUUAUCGACAUUUAAAGAUAUAACACGACCAAUUCCUCAAAUGUCCAGUGAAAUAAAGCAUAAUGAAAAUAAACCAUCAGAUAUUCUUCAUUCUCGAACACUUCUCAAUAUUUAUCGUAAUAAAAAGCAAUAUACGAAAGAAAAAUAA
Molecule: messenger RNA, 639 nt
Organism: Rotaria sp. Silwood1
Lineage: Eukaryota; Metazoa; Rotifera; Eurotatoria; Philodinida; Philodinidae
Source: the annotation of a GenBank genome assembly